AAGAGAAAGUCUCGACUCAGGCGCAGUGUCACAUUAGACCGCAAGCCUCCAAACUGGGCAGAGGGACCAAAACAACAACAACAACAAUUUGGACAAAAGACAACUCAUUCAUGGACCGAAACGCGACUCUCCUCGUUACCUACGACAACCGCAGCAUUAUCAAUGUCACUUGCUCCCGUGACAAUGUUGUGAAGACGGUGAUUUUCCCCCUCCUCUACACCACCUUAUUCCUGGUUGGGCUGCCGCUCAAUGGCCUGGCGGUGUGGGUGUUCUUGCGCAUUCCUUCACGCUCUCACUUUGUCAUAUACCUGAAGAAUGUGGUGGUCGCUGAUGUCAUCAUGACCCUCACGUUCCCUUUCAAGGUUUUAUCCGACUCCAACAUGGCCUCCACGGACUUACGAAUCUUCGUGUGCCGGGUCUCCUCUGUGCUGUUCUACCUCACCAUGUACAUCAGCAUCCUCUUCUUUGGCCUCAUCAGCAUUGAUCGCUGCAGGAAGACACUCAACCCCUUCAGGGGCACCAACGCGGCCCGCCUGACCCGCCGGAAGCUCUUCUCUGGCGCGGUCUGGAUCUUCCUGCUGGUUCUCUGCCUUCCCAACGUGGUUCUAACCAGUAAAAAGCCACGUUCGCCUUACUUCAAGUGUAGCGACCUGAAGGACCGAGCUGGGCUGUACUGGCAUGAGGUGGUCAACCACGUGUGUCAGGUCAUCUUUUGGGCCAAUCUUGUGAUAGUGAUCCUGUGUUACACCCUCAUCACCAAAGAACUGUACAAGUCGUACGCCCGCACCAAGUCUCGUGGCUCCGAAAGCCGUCAAAAGCAACAAAGCAAAAGAAAAAUGAACACUAACGUCUUCCUGGUCUUGGCCGUGUUUUUUGUGUGUUUCGUGCCGUUCCAUUUUGCCCGCGUUCCGUACACCAUGAGCCAAACCCGAGGCCUUCUCUUCGACUGCCACCUCAAGCUCUUCUUCUUCCAUCUGAAAGAGAGCACGCUAUUCCUGUCGUCGCUCAACUCCCUCCUGGACCCGCUCAUCUACUUCUUCCUCUGCAAGUCCUUCCGGACAACCUUGUUUAAGACCCUGCGGCUGCACCCAGGGACUUGCGGCUGGCUGCUGGGGAGGAACUCGGACAGCGAUUCGUGCAGCACCCCUUUGAGAGAAUCCUCCGUGUGCGCAUGAAGACCAUGUUUUAAUGCAGUGGUUAUCAAAUCUUUAACGCCAAAUGACGCCUAAAACAUUAUGCUUUUGCAAGGAGGAGACUACCGUUUUUUGGUUUUUUUGCUGCCUCUGCUUCUCAAAUAUGUGGCUUGUACUCACAUGUAAAGUCACGAUCAAAAGUUUCUAUACACUUGUAAAGAACAUAAUGUCAUGGCUGUCUUGAGUUUCAAAUACUUUCUACAACUGUCUUUACAAAAACUCGUCACCUUUCUUAUAAUAAAGUUGACUUUGGAAUAUUUAGCGAGGAAAUUUCCCGACUGGAAUUGUUGCACAGGUGGCAUCCUAUGGCCAUGGAUGAAGUGCUGGCUGUCCAGAGUCGGGACCCGGGGUGGACCGCUCGCCUGUACAUCGACUGGGAACAUCUCUGCUGCUGACUUGUCUCCGCUCGGGAUGGUGUCCUGCUGGCCCCACUAUGGACUGGACUCUUACUAUUAUGUUGGAUCCACUAUCAAAUCAAAUCAAAUCAACUUCAUUUAUAAAGCACAUUUAAAAUUUACCACAGGGGUAGCCAAAGUGCUGUACAAUGGGCAGGUUAAAAGAUAAAACGAGUACCGAGCAAGCACAACACAACACAAACAGAACAUGAUAAAAAAUAAAUAAAUAUAUGGACUGGACUCUCACAAUAUUAUGUCAGACCCACUCGACAUCCAUUGCAUUCGGUCUCCCCUAGAGGGGGGGGAGGUUACCCACAUAUGCGGUCCUCUCCAAGGUUUCUCAUAGUCAUUCACAUCGACGUCCCACUGGGGUGAGUUUUUCCUUGCCCUUAUGUGGGCUUUGUACCGAGGAUGUCGUUGUGGCUUGUGCAGCCCUUUGAGACACUUGUGAUUUAGGGCUAUAUAAAUAAACAUUGAUUGAUUGAUUGAUAUUAGAAAUGGACACUGACAGACCCUUUGCAAUUUUGUUGUGUUUUCGGCAUAUUUUGUUUUUGUAGAAUGACAUUAAAAGAUGUUUAUUACAUUCUUCGUAUAGCUAGAACCGCCACUGCUAGGUUGCAGAGUCCCCGGGUUGUUUAUGUGCUUGUGUUUCUGCAAGUCUCUUUUUUGUCAUGUAAAGCCUUCCAUGCUGCACUUUUUGGUAUGCAACGUGAAUAAAGUUGGAUUGAUAAAUA
Messenger RNA from Nerophis lumbriciformis (worm pipefish), 2322 nucleotides. It is a transcript of the gene p2ry12, whose product is annotated as purinergic receptor P2Y12. The record is from RefSeq and is a predicted model, not a curated record. Gene Ontology annotation, molecular function: G protein-coupled purinergic nucleotide receptor activity. Gene Ontology annotation, biological process: G protein-coupled receptor signaling pathway. NCBI's taxonomy places the organism in Eukaryota, Metazoa, Chordata, Actinopteri, Syngnathiformes, Syngnathidae. Gene Ontology annotation, cellular component: membrane.